Molecule: messenger RNA, 8144 nt
Organism: Pseudophryne corroboree (corroboree frog)
Lineage: Eukaryota; Metazoa; Chordata; Amphibia; Anura; Myobatrachidae
Gene: DIAPH1
Product: diaphanous related formin 1
Exons: 28
Biological process (GO): actin filament polymerization; actin cytoskeleton organization
Cellular component (GO): actin filament
Molecular function (GO): actin binding; small GTPase binding
Source: RefSeq, a predicted model, not a curated record
GGAGUUCUGCCCUUUCUUCCGCCCUCACGUGUGAAUGGGGGGUUCGCCUGUUGCGCGCGUGCUCAUGAAUAUGCAGAGUGUAUGCUAAUGAGGCUGGGUCAGCGUGUGUGCUGCAGGGGACAGCGCCGUGUCCAGGGCGGCAGCAGCAGCACCGGGCUGGCCGGGAGUAUCGGUGGGAUUACCUCCAGCAGCAGCAGCUCCAGCUCACGUACAGCAGCCGCAGGAUUACAACAGCCGCAGCGGAAGGGAUCAGCACCCACCGCCCUGCACCCUAUCACCCUCUGAGCGAGGCCUCUGGGGAGAGUGAGCCAGCGGCAUGGAUCCGCCAGCCGGGGGAGGCGGCUAUGGAGGGGGCCCACCGGCUCCCACCAAGAGCACCAAGGAUAAGAAGAAGCCGAAGAAUCAGGAGGAAGGGGGAGAGAAGUCCAAGAAAUUUACAUUUAAACGUCUUAUGGUAGAUGAGCUUGAACGGUUUACAAGUAUAAGGAUAAAAAAAGAAAAGGAGAAGCCGUAUAUGUCCAACCGGAAUUCUGCUCACUACACGGACAGCGGUCUACCGUCGCUGCAGGAACUCGAUGAUAAAACCGUGCUGGAGUUGUUUGAGCAGAUGCUGACUGACAUGAAUCUCAAUGAGGAGAAGCAGCAGCCGCUACGGGCCAAAGACAUCAUGAUCAAAAGAGAAAUGGUCUCGCAGUAUCUUCACACAUCAAAAGCUGGAAUGAACAAAAAGGAGAGUACGAGGUCGGCACAAAUGUACAUCCAGGAUCUAAAGUCCGGUUUGGGCGACUCCAACCUACUGUCCUGUUUAGAGUCCCUGAGGGUGUCUCUCAAUAACAAUCCGGUCAGUUGGGUGCAGAAUUUUGGUGCAGAAGGUCUGUCCUGCCUCCUGGAGAUCCUGCGAAGACUGCAAGAUGAUCAGUCAGCGCCGCGUGACUCUAAGAGUGAACAUGAAAUCAUCCGAUGUCUAAAGGCUUUUAUGAACAAUAAUUUUGGAAUAAAAACCAUGUUGGACACAGAUGAUGGAAUUCUGCUUUUGGCAAGAGCCAUGGAGCCCUCCGUCCCAGCCAUGAUGAUUGAUGCUUUGAAAUUGCUCUCUGCCCUGUGCAUACUUCCGCAGCCUGAGGACAUCCAUGAACAUGUCCUGGAGGCUCUGACUGAAAGAGCGGAAAUGUACGAAAUGGAGCGAUUUAAACCUCUUCUUGAUGGGCUAAAAAGCGGAACUCCUGUGGCUCUCAAGGUGAGCUGUAUACUAUUGAUCAACGCCCUGAUCAUCCAAGGAGAUGAGCUGGACCUGCGAGUGCACAUACGCAGCGAAUUCAUGCGCUCAGGACUGGGCAACUUGCUAAAGGAUCUUCAAGACAUUGAGAACGAUGAACUUAAGGUGCAGCUCAACGUGUUCAUGGAGCACUGCGAAUACGACAUGGAUGACUUACGCGGGCGCCUGGAAGACAUUCGCGUUGAGAUGGAUGAUGUCCAAGAAGUCUUCCAGAUUGUGCAGAACACAGUGAAGGACACUCCCGCCGAGCAGCUCUUUCUCUCCAUCCUGCAGCAUCUUCUACUCAUCCGGAACGACUAUGACGCCAGGCCGCAGUACUACAAGCUGAUCGAUGAGGUAAUUUCUCAGAUAAUCCUUCACAAAAAUGGAGUGGAUCCUGACUUCAAAUGCAGACGCUUAAGCAUUGAAAUUGAAGGUUUGAUAGAUCAUUUGAUCGAUAAGAAGAAGGUAGAAUCGAGUGAGUCCAAGUCCCGUGAUUUGGUGAAAAAGCUGGACUCGGAGCUCACCGCCAGGCAUGAGCUGCAGGUGGAAAUGAAAGCCAAAGAGAGUGAUUUUGAGCAGAAAUUGACCGAACUCCAAGGAGAGAAGCAAGUCCUGGAUUCCGACAAGCAGCAAAUCACCGCCGAGAAGCAAAAACUUGAAGAUUCAGUUUCACAGCUUUCCGAAAAGAUUGAUAAACUGUCAAAGGAGCUUGAAGAUACAAAAAAAGAAAUGGCCACCAUGUCUAGCUCGUCUGUUUUAAUACCGGUUCCUCCUCCCAUCCCGUCAGGACCGACACCACCUCCUGCUCCUCCUCUUCCAGGGGGUUUCGGAGGAGGUGGGCCACCACCACCACCCCCUCUCCCUCCUGCAAUAGGCGGACAUGUUCCUCCACCUCCACCACCCCUUCCUGGUCAAGGCGGACCUCCUCCUCCCCCUCCGCUCCCAGGUGCUUUUGGUGGGGGCCCUCCUCCUCCUCCACCUUUGCCAGGUGGUGUUCCUCCACCUCCACCCCUCCCUGGAGUUCCAGGUGCUCCUCCCCCACCACCUUUGCCUGGAGCCCCCGGAAUGCCACCCCCACCGCCUCCUUUCCCUGGUGGUCCUGGAAUUCCGCCACCACCUCCCCCAGGCUUGAGAGGAGGGCCUCCUCCUCCACCCGGACUUGGAGGCUGGGGUGCACCUGCUGUCCCUGUCCUGCCAUUUGGACUAGCACCGAAAAAAGAAUACAAACCAGAAGUGCAACUGAAACGACCCAACUGGACAAAGAUUACUCCCAAAGAGCUCUCUGAGAAAUGUUUCUGGACCCAGGCAAAAGAAGACAGAUUUGAAAAGGACGAGUUGUUUGCAAAAAUCACUCUCACUUUUUCUCAGCAGACCAAGUGAGAAAAAGCGGGUAAAGAUGAGCAGGACGGCGAUGAGAAGAAAGCCGUACAGAAGAAGAAGGCCAAAGAGCUCAAAGUGUUGGAUACAAAGACUGCCCAAAACCUUUCAAUUUUCUUGGGUUCAUUCCGAAUGCCCUAUGAGGAGAUUAAGAGCGUCAUCCUGGAAGUGAACGAAGAAGUACUAACGGAAUCUAUGGUUUCGAACCUGAUCAAGCAAUUGCCCGAGCCAGGCCUGCUGCAGACGUUGGCAGAGUUUAAGGAUGAGUACAACGACCUAGCGGAGUCCGAGCAGUUCGGCGUUGUGAUGUGCGCUGUGCCCCGUCUGCAGCCGCGACUCAACGCCAUCCUGUUUAAACUCAACUUUAACGAGCAAGUAGAAAACAUCAAGCCUGACAUUGUGUCGGUAACAGCUGCCUGCGAGGAGGUGCAGAAGAGUAAAAACUUUGCCAUGCUCUUAGAGAUCACGCUGCUUGUCGGGAAUUUCAUGAAUGCCGGCUCCAGGAAUGCCGGUGCUUUCGGCUUUGAUAUUAGUUUCCUCUGUAAGUUAAAAGAUACCAAGUCAGCUGACCAGAAGACCACACUCUUACACUUCCUGGUCGAAACCUGCGAACAAGAUUUCCCCGACGUAUUAAAGUUCCCGGAUGAGAUGGUCCAUGUAGAAAAAGCCAGCAGAGUGUCUGCAGAAACUUUGCAGAAGAAUUUGGACCAAAUGAAGAAGCAAGUUGCAGAUCUCCAGCGGGACAUCGAGAACUUCCCACCAGCUAAAGACGAGAAGGACAAGUUUGUGGAAAAGAUGACCAUAUUUGUAAAAGAAGCGCAAGAGCAGUACACCAAGCUGUGCAUGAUGCACGACAAUAUGGUGUCCUUAUUUGAAGAAUUGGGAGUUUACUUUGUAUUUGACCCUAAGAAGCUUGCCAUCGAGGAGUUCUUCAUGGAACUGAACAACUUCCGCACCAUGUUUGUGCAAGCGCUGAAAGAUAAUCAGAAGAGGCGCGAGGCAGAAGAGAAGGCGAAACGAGCCAAACUGGCCAAGGAGAAGCAAGAGAAGGAGAAACAGGAGAGAGAGAAACGAAAGGGCAACCCAGUAAUAGACAUAAAUGCCGAGGGUGAUGAAACCGGUGUGAUGGACAGUCUACUAGAGGCCCUGCAGUCGGGCGCUGCGUUUAGAAGGAAAAGAGGUCCACGCCAAGCAAAUAGAAAAGUUGGCACCGCCGUUACCUCGCUGCUAGCAUCCGAAUUGACAAAGGAUGAUGCGUUAACAUCUGUGGGCACUAAGAAGCCCAAAUAUGCUGAGCAAGAAAUGGACAUCGGUCACGAAGAUGGUCAAGAUAUGCUCACGCGCUCAAAUUAACUGCGCAGCGUGCAAUGGACUUUCCCAAGACGUAAAUAGGAGACCUUAAAAAAACUUUGGAGAAGACUUUCACCAGCUAGCCCUCUUUUUAAAAUGAUCGUUUCAAAGAGGAGAUGAGAUAUUUUAUAUUCAAUUUGCAGUUUGGGUCAUUCAUAGGAAGAAAGGUGCCAAUCAGUGAUCUUCGUUUUCUUGGUCUUUUUUUAUUUUUAAGUCUCAAUUGAUUAACGUCUGCUACUUGGUACAGUGUUGGACAUCAUUGCGGCCAAAUGUGCAAGGAAAAUAAACCCUAUGCAUGCAGACAAAUAUGGAAUGGGAUUUAGUUAAUCUAACCAAAGUGUUAUCUAGUGUAAAUACAGUAUUGCCUUAAUCCAUUCGUUUGCGUACCUCUUGAGGACCGAGAUCAUUGACAUCACUGUAAUUUAAUGACUAUUUUAUUUAUCUUGGUGUUAUUGUGAUAGCCGUUAGCACAAGUUGGCUCUGAUUUUUCUUUUUCUUUUUUUAAUGGUACACGGGGACUGCUGUUCACUUUCCCUAGAUGACCAUUGCUUAAUAAUAGUGUAUGAUCUUAAAAACUUGAAUGCUACAAAUCUUUUUGAUGGUACCUUCUUUCAACGUUGGUUUUGUAUCAGACAACGCUUCUACCUUAUGUAUAAUAUAGGGUUCAUCGUUUUAGAAGACCUCGAAGACCUACUGCCAGCUCUGGGCCUCUAAUACCUCUUACAUCUAGUGGUAAACUAGUGUUUAUAAAUAUGUUUACCCAGGACUUGGGGCUUUUUUUUUUUUUAAGUAUCGCUGUAUCAGUAAUGGUGUUCGAUAAUAAAUGCAUUCUUUUGCCCCCUCCCCCCUUCCCCCCCUUAUCUGGUGAAUUGUAAAGGAGAACCAGACACUUUGUAUUUGCUGUUAUGUCUUGUGAUGGCUGUAUUAUGCCUAAUUUCUUCUGCAGACCUGUGCGUGUGAUUGUAUAGUUUUUGAUCUUUUGUGGUCUGUCAACAUCACAGCAAAUGUGCUUCACGGUGCAUGAUUCCUACAUUUCCUUUGCACAUCUUUUAUAUGUAAGAUUGGGGGAGGGAUCCGCUCCACCACAUUUGGUUGCUUAUGGAUCUUUUUGGAAAUGAAAGUAUUUUUGUAUUUUUUUAAGCUGUUUCCUUGAAUGUAACAUGAGACCUUUUCACGCACGAAGAUGACCACCCUUUCAUUGAUGACCACAGACAUUAAGCCAUCUUAGCUACUCACCUCAACUGGUCAACCGAUCAUAGUUUUAGACUAAUUUAAAUUCAUGCUCCAAGUGUAAAGGUAAAUUGCAAACAAAUAUUUAGUCAUACACUGCAAAUUAAGUUCCUGCGUGAUUUUGAAAUGCUGUACUAUGUCAUUUAAACUUGCAUUUUAUUUUAUACAUGAUAUAUUUUGGAUUUAUAGGACAUUGUAUUUAGGAGACUCUAGAUAGGAACUUGUAAAAGUAAUAUUAUUUGGAAAGAGGCUUUAUUGCAUUUUAUUAUGCCUCCUUGUUAACGGGUUGACCCACCAGUACUGUAUCAGUACCAGGUGGUCUCCAUUAGAAUGUACGGGGUAGGGUCACUGUCUUAGUUAAUAUAGAAAAUUGUUAAUUCAUAUGAGAUGAUAGCAUGCCUAAAAAUUAGGUCCUUUUGAUUUUUUAUUUUUUUUUUGCAAUCAAAACUUUAUUUGAACAUCUACAUCUGGGUUACGGUUAUAUUUGUCCAAUACUGGUUCACAAAAUGUUUUUAAAAAGCUAAAUACUCCUUUUUAUUGGGAAGAAACCAGACGGUAAGUUAGUGAAUGUGUAAGUGUUGUCAUGGCGCAGUUCACUUUAUGAUCCUAUUCUGUGCUAUAAUUUUGAUAGAAAUAUUGAAUCACCAAGUCAGACACAAAAAAGCAGUACUUGAAACCAGCACCUAUUAAAGGAAAGCUACACAAAUAUAUAUUUUUUAAAUUGCACCUAAUUAAAUGUGACUUGAAUGUUGCAAGCAGUGGUGGAACUAGCGAGUGGUGGGCCCAGGUUUAAAAAUAUUCUUUGGGUUUGUCAGCAAUGAUUCUGAUGGGAGGGGAAAGACCUAGGACUAGCACCAACCCUGCUUCUGUGCCCCAGUUUAAAUUGCACUACAUCUUAAAGCAGCAUUUUUGGUACACUGGACCCUAAGAAAUACUGUGUUGUGUACUGGGACAUAGGGGUGAGUCAAAGCCCUGCAGUACGGAUAAUCCAUAAAAAAAAAAAAAAAUAGCAACCAAUCAGAUUCUAGCUAUUUUCUAGAAUCAGCUAGAUGAAUGUGAAGUAGAAUUUGAUUGGUUGUUAUGGGCAGCAUCACAAGUUCUAAGCAACUCCCACUGACUCUAAUGCUACGGACGGGAGUAACAUCCUGCUAAAUACAGCCCGUGGCUGGGGUUCCACCAGUUGUAUCCUCACCAAACUACUAACAUGGGGAAUGGAUUUAGUCAAUAUUUAAAAUAAAAUAUAUAAAAAAAACUUAUUUAAAUAGUGAUGCUGGUAUAUUUUUAAUCGUAGAUAGGAACUUUAAUUAAAGCACCUUCCUAGUUACUGAAUGUGUCCACUGCAGUACUUACACCAUAGCUGCUAAUGUUCAGUUUUAUUAAAUACUUUUCAUAUCUCCAUUCAUCUCUAUCAAAUUGCCAAAAUUCUUUCUGCGUGAGAACAGUAUACAGUAUCUCCGGUGUAUAUUUUCCAGGAAUCCUUUGUACAGAGCAAGUACACAAAUAUCCACAUUAGUGUGUCAUAGAAUUAUAUGUAUAUUUAUGUUUUAGCUAGGCUUCUGAAUUGGGAAUUAAUUUCCGGACGGUUGUAGAAGGGUCGCUAUGCAUCAAAGUUUAUGCUUUUCUUUUACAGAUUUUAGGUUAUUUUUGGUAUUUUAGUUCAUUUUUGAAACAUAUAUAUAUUUUUUUCUACUCUUCCGAAUGUUGGGCGCUGGGCUCCCCUUCAUUUUCCUAAAUACUCAACGUACAUAAUUGUAAAGUAAGUUAGCAAAAUAAAACUCUUCAUACUCCAUAAGCACAAUGCAUCUAGCGGUGUUGGUUUAUUGGUUAAUACAAGGUAUUAAGAAUUAAUGAACCAUCAUGUGUGUCUACAAACCUUUUGUGGUUCUUGACUUUUGUAAAUGAUUCAUCUAAACAUAGUUCUUGUUUUUGUGGGGAGAUCGAUCUUUAAUUAGAUGCAAACUAGAAUACCAGCAAAGCGGAACACAGCCACCAACUCCAGUAUGACAUGUCGUAGAUCAGUGGUUCUCAAACUCUGUCCUCAGGACCCCAAACAGUUCACGUUUUCCAGGUCACCCAGCAUGUGCACUGUGUAUCAUCAACUGUCACAUUUUAAAAAUCUACAGGUGACCUGCAAAACAUGAACCGUGUGGGGUCCUGAGGACCGAGUUUGAGAACUUGUGUCGUAGAUUAUUGCCCAUUCCCUCUGUUUUGGCCUAUCGCCAACCCAGAGAUCUACGUACAGUAUCUGGCAGGAGGGAUGGUUAUAUUUCAUUGCCUGACCAUGAAAAUGCAGCUAGAUUCCGGUGUCGGUGGCAAUUGGGGAAAACAGUUACUGCCAUCAGAUUAUUUACAUUUUUAAAAUAGUGUCCUUUUAUAUAUAUAUAUAUAUAUAUAUUGAUGUUGUAUUCUUGCAUUGCUGUUUUGCAUUGAACAGAUUGAGGCUUAUGAUGCUUAACAUCAAGUGUGCUUAUUUAAUAACAUUGUGCCAACAGCAAAAGAUUUCUAGCCCGUCACAGCCAACCAGAUAUCUUUUAACAGUUUAGUGUAGACCGACUGAUGAUCUCUAAUAUCUGGUGGGUUGCUAUUUGUCCUGAUUGCACCAUUUUAUUAAAUAAGCCUUGGAAAAUAUGCCGCUCUCGUGUCUCUGCCGUUUCACGGUAUAGCCGUUUUCUAUGUUAAUAUCUAAGCCAUUUGACUUUGCACGUCUUAGUUCUGAAAUCUUAAAGGCCAAAUGUGGCAAGCCAGACAUCUCAUCAUUUUGGGGUUUAUAUGGUUUUUUGGGUUUGUUUUUUUAUAUUGCAUUGUAGACAAGUUUAUACCACUGAAGAAAAAAACAUAUCAUGCUUAUUUUUUGGUCUUUAUUUUUCCGGGAGUUAUAAUCAUAUCAUGUUGUUGUUCAAACUGUUAAUAAAACAAUUCAUCUGUUUAA